Molecule: messenger RNA, 2138 nt
Organism: Pelobates fuscus (common spadefoot toad)
Lineage: Eukaryota; Metazoa; Chordata; Amphibia; Anura; Pelobatidae
Gene: SLC2A5
Product: solute carrier family 2 member 5
Exons: 12
Coding region: 51-1670 (539 amino acids)
Biological process (GO): monosaccharide transmembrane transport
Cellular component (GO): plasma membrane
Molecular function (GO): hexose transmembrane transporter activity
Source: RefSeq, a predicted model, not a curated record
UUUAUGCAGUUUUGGUCGGCAGCAUCUAACCCAUCAGGGUCUCAGAACCAAUGGCCCUACAAGAAGAAAAGGGUCAGCUAGAGGAAAGGAGGGGGAAGCUGACAGUCACGCUAGUCCUGGGUACUUUGGUGGCAACUAUUGGGUCGUCGUUCCAGUACGGAUACAAUGUGGCCUCCGUGAACUCUCCUACUCCAUUUAUGAAAGCAUUUUACAAUGAAACGUACUCUGUGCAUUAUAAGAAAGCCAUCAGUAAUAAUGUCAUGUCUGUGCUCUGGUCGCUCACGGUGUCCUUGUACCCACUGGGAGGAUUUUUUGGCUCCUUAAUGGUGGGCCCUCUGGUGAACAAAAUUGGCAGGAGAGGUACACUCCUCUUGAACAACAUUUUCUCCAUUGUCCCAGCUAUCUUGAUGGGGACCAGUGUUGUGGCGCAAACCUUUGAAAUUAUCAUAGUUUCUCGGUUUUUGAUCGGUAUCUGUGCAGGUCUAUCCUCCAAUGUCGUCCCUAUGUACGUGGGAGAGAUGUCACCCAAAAAUCUUCGAGGAGGCAUCGGAGUGAUGCCCCAGCUAAUGAUUACUGUUGGUAUCCUUAUGGCACAGAUAUUUGGAAUUCGAUUCAUCCUUGGAAAUACGGACGGUUGGCCAAUAUUGUUGGCGUUGACUGGUAUCCCUGCUGUGCUAGAAUUAGUCUUUCUACCCUUCUUCCCAGAGAGUCCAAGGUACACCUUGCUUAACAAGGGUAAUGAAGACAAGGCCAAGCGAGCCCUGCAAAAAUUGAGAGGGUGGGAAGAUGUUGAUGGUGAAAUAAAAGAGAUGUAUCUUGAGGAUCAAUCGGAGAAAGAAGAAGGAGAGCUAUCCGUGAAGAACCUGUGCACCUUCCGUCCCCUACGUUGGCAACUCAUCAUUAUAAUUGUCUUGAACAUGGGACAACAGCUGUCUGGGAUAAAUGCGGUUUAUUACUAUGCAGACAGUAUAUACGCAGAGGCUGGGCUUGAUGAUGAAACCAUCCAGUAUGUAACUGUGGGAACAGGAUCGGUCAAUGUGCUCAUGACCGUGGCCGCGGUUUUCAUUGUUGAUUCCUGGGGAAGGAAAGCGUUGCUGCUUGUCGGGUUUGGAACUUGCUGUGUGGGCUGCGUUGUUCUAACGAUCGCUCUUGUUUACCAGUCAACUGUAUCGUGGAUGCCUUACCUGAGCAUUGUCUGCAUCAUUGUCUAUGUGAUUGGUCAUGCCACGGGACCCAGUCCGGUCCCCACCAUAAUCACAACUGAGAUGUUCCGUCAAGCCUCCCGUCCAGCAGCCUUCAUGGUGGCCGGCACCGCGCACUGGUUGUCAAACUUCAUUGUUGGUCUAAUCUUCGAAUUCCUCAUGAAAGGAUUGGGCUCCUACUCUUUCAUCCUUUUUGCAGCCAUCUGCCUCGCUACCUUUAUUUUCAUUUAUAUUUUCGUCCCGGAAACCAAAGGCAAAUCCUUCCUGGAGAUUAGCCAGAUAAUGGCAAAAAGGAACGGACUUGAAGAGAGAGCAGACUCAAAGGAAUUUCUAGACAUUCACCCACUGUCCAGUGGAAUUCCAUUGGAAAAGAAAGACUUAACUUCUGGAGAAAUUCCGUUGGAAAAAAUGGAUAACUUGACCAAUGAAACAACUUUGGAAAAAAAGGACCUCGCUACACCAUUGUAAUCAACUUGUUGCCAUAUUAACCUCAUCACUGACAUACAAGACACGGGGAGCUACUGUUCCUUCAUCUGCUAUGAAGAAUGACAUCGAUGGCAGAAACAUUGCCCCUAGCAGCCUGUGUGUUCUACAAGUUACCAGCUAUGGUUACAUAGAUUCAAUGUGAUGACAAGGUGUUUAAUUGUCCUUUGUUCUGUUUACCUUUAGUGAGAAAUAUGUGUAAAAUGUUACAGUUACUUUCAAAAUCAUUCCACGUGCAUCUCGCAUUGCGACAAAGAAUUGAUUGGUUUCAAAAACAUGUAUUUUACAGUGAUUUUGCUCAGAGAACAUUUGGACCUUAACAUUAAGGAUGAAUGUGUUCUACUAUGUAAAUAAAGCAACAAUUGGUCCUCACUUAUCCUGCCAACAGCCAAUAGAAAGGAGGCUUCAGAACUAGUGUGAGCCAGGAGUUUCCUACUGAACCCUAUGUUCCUC